Molecule: messenger RNA, 4327 nt
Organism: Perca fluviatilis (European perch)
Lineage: Eukaryota; Metazoa; Chordata; Actinopteri; Perciformes; Percidae
Gene: katnal1
Product: katanin p60 subunit A-like 1
Exons: 11
Biological process (GO): microtubule severing
Cellular component (GO): microtubule cytoskeleton
Molecular function (GO): ATP hydrolysis activity; microtubule binding; microtubule severing ATPase activity
Source: RefSeq, a predicted model, not a curated record
AAUCGAGCCGCCUGUAUUCUUCACACGGCGUCUCUCUGCGGCCAUGGUAACACUUUCCUCAACACUGGACAUCUGAUUCAAAAAUACAACACAAACAAGUGCUUUUCAUGCAGCUGUUAUUCAGCAUGAAUUUGGCAGAGAUUUGUGACAACGCCAAGAAGGGCCGUGAGUAUGCUUUGCUGGGGAACUAUGACUCCUCCAUUGUGUACUACCAGGGCGUCAUUCAGCAGAUCCACAAGCACUGUCAGUCCCUCAGAGACCCUGCAAUUAAAGUCAAAUGGCAACAGGUCAGGCAGGAACUGACUGAGGAGUAUGAGCAGGUGAAAGGCAUCAUGGGAACGCUCGAAAGCUUUAAGUCAGAGAGGCCAGUUGACAUUCUUGCCCCUCAAUUUGAGGAGAGACCUGAGGAUCCAGCAGUAUGGCCCCCUCCUACCCCUGCAGAACACAGGAAUCUAAUUGCAGUGAAGCGCCCCAACAGUGCGGCGAGGCAGCAUAGGAAGGACUCCCCUGGUCUGCAGCAUCGAGGGGCAGGGCCAGGAGGCCGCGGUCAGGCCAACCCUAAACCAGACCGGCCGGGUUUGAGAGACGCCCGAGGCACAAAGGCCAAAGAUGAUAAGGGGAAGAAAGUUGGUGGAGAAGCGGAUGUAGAGCAGAGGAAGUUUGAUGGCACGGGAUAUGACAGCGACUUAUUUUGCUGUCGGGAAGUUUCUUUUGUUAGCACUGCUGACUGAGUUCUCUGGAUGAACUGUAGGGACGACAUUGCUGAUCUGGAAGAUGCUAAGAAGCUGCUGAGAGAAGCGGUGGUGUUGCCCAUGUGGAUGCCAGACUUCUUUAAGGGCAUUCGUCGCCCCUGGAAGGGCGUGUUAAUGGUCGGCCCUCCCGGGACAGGGAAGACCAUGUUAGCCAAAGCUGUGGCCACAGAAUGUGGGACUACUUUCUUCAAUGUGUCCUCCUCCACCCUCACCUCCAAAUACAGGGGCGAGUCCGAAAAACUUGUUCGUCUGCUGUUCGAAAUGGCUCGCUUUUAUGCACCAACAACCAUCUUCAUAGACGAGAUUGACUCCAUCUGCGGCAGAAGAGGAACAUCUGAUGAACACGAAGCCAGCCGCAGGGUCAAAUCAGAACUUCUGGUUCAGAUGGAUGGUGUCGGGGGGGCUCUGGAUAAUGAUGACCCCUCUAAGAUGGUGAUGGUCCUAGCCGCCACCAACUUCCCCUGGGACAUCGACGAGGCGUUACGACGACGGCUAGAAAAGCGGAUCUACAUAUCCCUGCCCACAGCUAUUGGUCGUGUAGAGCUUCUAAAGAUCAACCUGAGGGAGGUGGAGUUGGCUGAAGAUGUGGACCUGGACUUCAUUGCUGAGAAAAUCGAAGGCUACUCUGGAGCGGACAUCACCAACGUCUGCAGGGAUGCGUCCAUGAUGGCAAUGCGUCGUCGAAUCCAAGGCCUAAGCCCCGAGGAGAUACGAGCUCUGUCCAAAGACGAACUGCAGAUGCCUGUGACCAUGGAGGACUUCACCCUGACACUCAAGAAGAUCUCAAAGUCUGUCUCUUCUGCAGACCUGGAGAAAUACGUAGCCUGGAUGGCUGAGUUUGGGUCAGUAUAGAGAACGGUACCAUUUAGACCCAGAGGGACCAGGACUUUAAAAGUGAUGAAAGCCUUGAAGACAAGGGACUAAGGAGUGUGUGUCACGGAGUGGAGUGAACUCUAGUGUUUGAACCAGGCAGCACAUCAGGGAUCAAGAUUAUACAGGGGCUCAAGUUCCCAUCAGAAGACUGGUGCCUUAGAGAAAGCACUCCUGCCCUUGCGCAUACUGUCCCCUCGUUGUUGCUUCAGCACAAUUGUCCAUGUAGAGACUAUCAAUUGCCCAGCUGCUGACUGACUUAAGUGACCUGAGAAAGAAAGGGGGAACUUUUAAUGUAAAAAGUAGCCUAUUAGAUACAGGUAGACCAGGAAAUGCACUCUAGUUUUAUUACGUUAGCUUGUUAUACAAGUGUUCCACAUCCACUUCACCAAAUAAGCUUUGCUCGUAAAUUAUCCGUUUCAACCUGAUGAAUGCCAACUGUUUACAAGUAGGUUAGCGUUAAUCCAUGCCCCUAAAAUUGCUAUAAAAGAGUCCCUGUUUCUGGGUUUCAAGUUUCAUUGAAAAUUCCAAAGAUUAAAAAGAAUUUCACACCGCUGAGCUUCAUAUCCUGCUGUCAGAAAUCAGCAGUCGAAAACAUAACAAGUUUAGCAGUCAAAGUCGUGUUAAGAGACCUGAAAUGAUAAAAAAAAAUGUAAAUACAGCUGCAACAACAGAGGAUGUUCACAGGGAAAGCGUCCUGCUUAAAAACCUUAAGGCAGAUGUCACCAAACAGAUACUGAAUCGUUAGGUUGACAUGCCAAUAUACUGUAUGCCAGUAAAACCUGCAGUGAUGGUCAUGAUCAUUCAGAUGAAGGUAUUCUAAUUUAGAUUUCUGGCAAAUGCAAGAAGUUUCCUUAAAUCACUUGCAUGUGCCACAGAACAAAUCUGUCAGUACUUUGGAUUCUUGCACGAGGCCCUUUCUCUUAAAGAACUGUAUGUUUGAGCACUUUUAAUGUUUUUCCUUGAGGAUGUGCGUACUACUGACUGAACCCACUUGAAGAACCACAAUGUCUUGUGUUUUAUGUAGCGACUAAUUAUGUGUUUGUAUUUUGUUUGUUGGUUUUAAUUUGUUUUUAAUUUUAGUUCAGUGGAGAAAAACAAAUGUAGGCAAGCUAAAAGAACAUGGCUCCUGGACCCAUGAAUAUUUUAUUAAAGCAUACCGUCAAUUCUUGCCUAAAAUCUUGCCUACUUAAUGGUUCUUUUUAAUAAAAUUACUAAAUUGAUCACCCAAAAGUGAGUGAGGUUUUUAACUAUCUUGUUAAUCGCAUUUUCAAAGCAAACAAAAAAUGAUUCCAUGAUGCUGAAGCUAUUGAGAGAUAGAAAGAAAGAAAGAAAGAAAGAAAGAAAGAAAGAAAGAAAGAAAGAAAGAAAGAAAGGAAUAAAUAAAAAUAUAGUAUGGAAGUAAAUUCUUGGAAAUAGUUGCUUGACCAAAAACAAUCCCAACUGAAGGCCCAGCUUUUUCCAGAGCUUUUAACCGUGUCACGCCGUCUUCGUCCGCAGAUUGAGUUUGCUCUGUUGUCAUGGAGAUGGAUCUGUUGACAUCUGAGUUUAGAAUGAACUCAGCACUGUGAACAAGAAAUCUUAAAGGUGCUAUGGAUGACAUCAUAAUCACUACAUCUCUAACAACUGAACCAUCUCCAUUUAAGACUUUGUGACAGGGUUAAAAGCGCAGUAAAAGCUUGUAAAUUGACUAUGAGUUGCGAUUAUUUUGUCAAACUAUUAUUGUUUUGAUAUAUUAAACCUGUGAUGUGAGCUACAAGAUUAGAAAAACUUGAUACUCGCAAAAUAAUUGAUUCUUGACAGUAUGAUCAGUACUUUGGCUAUAAAGUAAUUUAGAGAUUUGCUCAUGUUUUUCGAUCUGUAGCAGCUGUGUAGCAAAAACAUUAAGCAGUGACAUUGUAUAAAACAAUGUGUAUAUAUGUUUGUGUAUUUUUGAGAUGAAUGAAACAGUAGUGUAUGUACAUCAGCCUGUUGUAUCAUCCUGACAGGCUGUGCCCUGUUUUAUCAGAAUACACUGUACACCUUUUACUAUUGGAUGUCAUUGUUAAGAUUUUGUGAGAUGCACUCUUUUACAUAUCACAUUUUUUUUUUUUUUUUCCGUCUUUUUAUUCAAAGCAACUUACAAUUGCUAUAUAUCAGACGUCACACGCCUCUGGAGCAACUAGGGGUUAAGUGUCUUGCUCAAGGACACGUUUGUUGAUGUAUCGCAAUGGGAAUCGAACCCGGAUCUCCCGCACCAAAGGCACGUGUCAUAUCCACUGCACGGUGCCAUCACCACCCUCUGAUGUUGCUUUGUUGUUUUCGUUUCUUCAGCAGCACUCAAACACUUUCUAGGUCAACAGAAGUGCUUUUCCCCUGCUUAUUACUUUUCAAAUGUAGGACAAAUUAUACAGAGCACUUGUCUAUGUGCUGGUUCUCAAAUUGUUAACCCCUCUUGAUGAUUUGUCCUUUUGAUGAAUCCAAAACGGAUUUUACUGCAGGACAAGCAGUCCAGUGUACCCCCUAAUUGCACUGCAUUGUAUUGUAAGGCUGUUAUAAAAUAUUGGUUUUACUGUUUUGAAAGCUAAACAUGUUCCAAAACCCCUAAAUGAAAACGGAUUUGUCCCCAUAAUACAACACACCUUAAGUUGAGCUCUUCAGUCUGUUAUCUGUAUCCCCAUAAAGCCUUUAAUCAGUUUGCCGUGUGAUUAAACAUUUUUUCUUUA